CGGUCUGCUGUGGUGUCUUGACAGCUAAGCGAGCGCUGCCAAAAUGUUUCACACAAAAUACGCAGUUUACUUCAUAUAAGAACUGCUGUAUCUUGUUUUUGGGCUAAAAUGAACUAAAGCUUUCGUGUAAUCUGUGGCACACCAGCAGUGUGUUUAUUUUAAGUAUUUUUGUGUUAUUUUACAGACUUCUUCGUCAUGUCGUUUCUAGUGGACUCAGUCAUCAUGUUCACAUCUCAGGUGCUGUUUUUUGGGUUUGGAUGGUUAUUCUUCAUGCGACAGCUGUUUAAAGAUUAUGAGGUGCGACAGUAUGUUGUCCAGGUGGUUUUCUCCGUGACCUUCGCAUUUUCUUGCACAAUGUUUGAGCUCAUCAUUUUUGAGAUUCUCGGGGCCUUAAGCAGCACCUCCAGAUAUUUUCACUGGAAGCUGAAUCUGUAUGUGAUUCUGCUGGUUCUAAUCUUUGUGGUGCCUUUCUAUAUUGGUUACUUUGUUGUCAGCAACAUAAGACUAUUGCAUAGGCAAAGACUUCUUUUUGCCUGUAUGGUGUGGUUCACCUUCAUGUAUUUCUUCUGGAAGUUGGGAGACCCAUUUCCUAUCUUGAGUCCAAAACACGGAAUUUUGUCCAUUGAGCAGCUGAUCAGUCGUGUUGGUGUGAUCGGAGUCACUCUAAUGGCUUUGCUCUCAGGGUUUGGUGCUGUCAACUGUCCAUAUACAUAUAUGUCCUAUUUUCUCAGAAAUGUAACAGAUAGUGACAUUCUUGCCCUGGAGAGGCGGCUGCUCCAAACCAUGGAUAUGAUUGUCAGCAAAAAGAAAAGAAUCGCCAUGACAAGGAGGCAGAUGUAUCAACGAGGAGAGGACCAAAACAAGCAGACUGGUUUCUGGGGCAUGAUUAAGAGCGUCACCUCUACACAAACAGGCAGUGAAAAUCUGUCCUUGAUUCAACAGGAAGUUGAUGCUUUGGAGGAGCUGAGUCGACAACUCUUCCUGGAGACUGUGGAUCUGCAAGCUACCAAGGAACGAAUCGAGUACUCAAAGACAUUCCAGGGGAAAUACUUCAACUUUCUCGGUUACUUCUUUUCCAUCUAUUGUGUUUGGAAAAUCUUCAUGGCCACGAUAAACAUAGUGUUUGAUCGAGUUGGAAAGACGGAUCCAGUGACGAGGGGUAUCGAAAUAACAGUAAACUACUUGGGGAUCCAGUUUGACGUGAAAUUCUGGUCUCAGCAUAUUUCCUUCAUCUUGGUUGGAAUAAUAAUUGUCACUUCCAUAAGAGGUUUGCUCAUCACACUAACAAAGUUCUUCUAUGCAAUAUCGAGCAGCAAGUCUUCCAAUGUCAUAGUACUGGUCCUUGCGCAGAUCAUGGGGAUGUAUUUUGUUUCAUCCGUGCUGCUGAUGCGGAUGAGUAUGCCACUGGAGUAUCGCUCUAUUGUAACAGAGGUUCUGGGAGAACUCCAGUUCAACUUCUACCACCGCUGGUUUGAUGUCAUCUUCCUGGUCAGUGCGCUGUCCAGCAUCCUCUUCCUUUAUCUUGCCCACAAGCAGGCACCAGAAAAACACAUGGCCCUCUAAACACCAAUAGUGAUUAAUGGGCUUAGCUUUUUCUGCAGUUCUAAGAUGUAUAGCCAUCGUUUUAAAGGCAUUUACUCCUGAACCAGGAAGAAAAAGUGUUUCAGGGCUGUUGGAGCAAGAACUGAAGAAGCUUUGCAACUGGACUCUGUAGCACAGUGUAUUUACAGAAGAUUGUUGAAAUUAUACAAAACAUUCUCUUUGUUUUGUAUUCUUUUGGUUCAUUUGUUAAAUAUUUUUAUUUCGUCCCACACUGGUUGAGCAAAACACAUUUCUUCUUUAACUGUGGAGUGAAAAAGGGGGGAAAGGUUUUCCCACUGUGACUUCCUUUUUUUUUGAAUGUUCUGAUUUAUGAUUUUGUUUUGGAGAGAGACAGACUCAUAAAGUCAGCCUUAACUCGGAGGGAAGGUGUCAGCUUGAGUUUUUUACUUUAUGUGAGAAAUGUGAACUUUUUUUAAAACAUUAAAUAAAGGCAAAGA
Messenger RNA from Cyprinodon variegatus (sheepshead minnow), 2039 nucleotides. It is a transcript of the gene gphra, whose product is annotated as Golgi pH regulator. Gene Ontology annotation, cellular component: Golgi cisterna membrane. Lineage: Eukaryota; Metazoa; Chordata; Actinopteri; Cyprinodontiformes; Cyprinodontidae. Gene Ontology annotation, biological process: intracellular pH reduction. The transcript has 14 exons. The coding region runs from base 196 to 1563 and encodes 455 amino acids. Gene Ontology annotation, molecular function: voltage-gated monoatomic anion channel activity. The record is from RefSeq and is a predicted model, not a curated record.